Molecule: messenger RNA, 1368 nt
Organism: Heterobilharzia americana
Lineage: Eukaryota; Metazoa; Platyhelminthes; Trematoda; Strigeidida; Schistosomatidae
Source: the annotation of a GenBank genome assembly
AUGAUAGAGAGUGACUAUGGUCUCUGCAAUAUUUGUUUUGAAUCAGUACCAUGUGCUAAUAUGUUAGUGCUUUCAAAAUGCGGGUGCUCCUUCUGUCGAGAGUGUUUGACAAUGUACGUCAUUUCUGUUCUGCGCGAUCGGAUUGAUAUCAGUUGUUCAUGUCCAAGUUACAGAUGUAGUCAAGGUGGAUGGCUGACAGAUUCCGAGAUCAAGGAAUUGCUGCCGUCUGAUUUUUAUGAGCGUUUUUCUAUGAAAAAGCUUCAACGAGAAGUUGAACAAAAUGUCAACUUGACAUUUUGCCCAGCGGUGAAUUGUGGUGCUGUCUGCCAAAUUUCUGCUAACCUAAAUAUGAAUUUAUCGAACGGUACAAAUCCACCUCUCAAAAGUAAUAGACGUGCUCUGAAACGCUUUUGCAGAUGGUAUAAAAGACGUAUUUGCAAUUCACAUGAGCAUGAUGCUCCCAAUCCUAAAGGUGCGGUUUUUCAUGACAGCAGCGGCCUGAGGAUUCCAAACAUAUCUUAUGCAACAUCAAAUAAUACUGUCAUAAGUAAAAUCGGAGACCGUGUGACGAAAUCUCUUGAUCAAUCUGUGGAACAAAAGGAUCUACCCUUUGUUGCAGAACGGGGAGCGUUAGCAUAUCAAGCAACACCUAGUCGUCCAGCUGUGCGGGUUGUAUGCAAACGGUGUUCUCAUGAGUUUUGUGCUCGUUGUCAUUUAAACUGGCACGUGGGAGGCGGACCUUAUGUAUGCGAAGAAACCAUUGAAAAUAUUGUGCACCGAAAAAAACACAAGAAAUUUGGCACUCGGUUAUCAAAUCACCAAGAUUCAUGUGAACACCUGGAAAAAAAUGUGGAUACCUUAACUGCUGCGAAUCAUAUAGGCCUUUAUCCAUAUUUAAGUCCUGAAACUUCUGUCAGAAGCAAACUACCACAUACAGAAGCGAAACCGGAAUACAUUAAUAAACUAACGUCUUUGAAAAAGCCCACUGAAAAAGACAAAAUCAAGAAAAUAUCCUUCCAGCGAUCUAAGACAAAACAAAGUAGUUAUUCUCAAAAGCACACAGGUAUUCAUCUCUUCAACAAUGAUAUUAGCGAUAAUAUUGAUGUCUCCGUCCUAACCGUGGGGUUCCCUCCGUAUUCUCCAGAUGACUGGUUAAAACGUUGUCCAGCUUGUCUGGUACCUAUUGAACGCAUAGAAGGUUGUGCCCAAAUGAUGUGCCGGUCAUGUAAACAUACUUUUUGCUGGUAUUGUUUAACAUCAUUAGAUGAUGACUUCUUAUUGCAGCAUUAUGAUGACGGCGCUUGCAAAGGUAAACUUGGGCAUUCUCGUGCAUCAGUAAUUGGUCAUCGUGUUUAUGUAGCAAGCUGA